Molecule: messenger RNA, 1429 nt
Organism: Fusarium vanettenii 77-13-4
Lineage: Eukaryota; Fungi; Ascomycota; Sordariomycetes; Hypocreales; Nectriaceae
Exons: 2
Coding region: 439-1062 (207 amino acids)
Source: RefSeq, a predicted model, not a curated record
GCCACAGGCUGUUCCUCGAGACAGCUCGGCCAUGUGUCUAGGCCCCGAAGGGGGGGGGAGUGGGAGGGUACCGGUACAGAAAGCUCUGUUCCGUCGUCUAGACUGACAUCAGUCAAGUGUCAGACACCCAUGCACCGAUCGAUGGUCCCGACAGGCCUCUCUUACCAUGCUCCGAGCCCCCCAGAGGAAUAGCGGAGACUCCGGGGCUGAAGGGGGCGUGGCCGUAUAGUGUUGACGAGCGUCCAUGCAAGAUGCCAUGGCCUGCUUGGCCGUCCAUAAAACGUCCUGUCCUCCUGUUGUUUCUGUGUUCCUGUUUCCUGUCUUCCUCUCCAUCCACCGUUGUUCAAUCUCAGCUCAGACUAGUACUCUUGUUGUCGAUAUCAUUCACUCAGAACUCAAACCCUUCAACACUCUCACUACUUACACAACACCGUCACAAUGAAGUACUCUGCUGCUACCGUCUUCGCCAUCAUGGCUCUUGCCAAGGCCCAGUCCGUCUCCGUCCCCGGUGAGGAUGCCGUUUCCUCCAUCAUCGGUGAUGUCAGCAGCCGUGUUGAGAGCAUCGCCUCUGAGGUCUCGAGCCGAGCUGCCGAUGCUUCCGCCGGUGCCUCCUCCAUCGCCGAGGAGAUCUCCUCCCGUGUUGCCAGCCUCAGCAGCGCCGCCACUGCCACUGGUGCCUCCGAGACCGUCACUGAGACCGGUACCGAGACUGUGACCGGCACCGCUACUGACGAGACCGAGACUGGCACCGCCACCGAUGAGACCGAGACCGGUACCGAGACUGGUACUGAGACCGGCACCGAGACCGGAAACACCGCCGACACUGCUGCCAUUGCCAGCAAGACCAGCGAGCUCGGUGACCGUAUCGCCAGCCUGAGCUCCAAGGUUGCCGACGCUACUGGCUCAGAUGCCGCCUCGAUCAGCUCCGAGAUCGCCGCUGCUACCUCUGAGAUCGGUGCUCUCGCCAGCAGUGCCACCGAGGGCAACUCUGGUGCCAUGCACACUGCCGCCAUCGCCAUGGGUGCUCUCUUUGGUGGUGCCGCCGUCAUUGUCAACAUGUAAAGAGUUGAUUACUUUUGAAUUUCUGUCUUCACAUGCAAAGCCAAGCGGGAAUGAAAACGUCGAACGGUCAACUCUUUUUAUUUUCUCUUUGUACACGCCAUACAAAAACAACACCAAAAAGGGAGUCUCCCUCGCCUGUCCAAACCCCAGCCAAUCCGAUGGAUGCAAGAGGGGUGUGGCGGGAACUCGGGAUUUAAUCAUCUAGCGCGGGAGCAACUGCCGCUAGAGGGGAUGGAACCGGUUUAUUUACAGUAACUUUUAGAGGUGGACUGAGAUGAGAUUGGAAGUAUGGGGGUGGAUAACUUUGUAACGUUUUAUAUCAUUAACAAGAGAAGGGUUUUACUCUUUUAUUCACUCAUGUCCGAAG